AUGAUUGUUCCUGUUAGAUGUUUCUCGUGCGGCAAAGUUGUUGGUGACAAGUGGGAGAGUUACCUAACCAUGUUGCAAGAGGAUGAGUUGGAUGAAGGUACAGCUCUAACAAAGUUGGGUUUGAAAAGAUACUGCUGUAGAAGAAUGAUCCUCACACACGUUGACCUGAUUGAGAAGUUUUUGAGAUACAACCCAUUGGAAAGAAGGGAUUGA
Zygotorulaspora mrakii is the source of this 213-nucleotide messenger RNA. RefSeq names its product DNA-directed RNA polymerase core subunit RPB10 (gene RPB10). Gene Ontology annotation, cellular component: RNA polymerase II, core complex; RNA polymerase I complex; RNA polymerase III complex. Gene Ontology annotation, molecular function: DNA-directed RNA polymerase activity; DNA binding; zinc ion binding. The record is from RefSeq and is a predicted model, not a curated record. The coding region runs from base 1 to 213 and encodes 70 amino acids. Gene Ontology annotation, biological process: transcription by RNA polymerase I; tRNA transcription by RNA polymerase III; transcription by RNA polymerase II. The transcript has a single exon. Lineage: Eukaryota; Fungi; Ascomycota; Saccharomycetes; Saccharomycetales; Saccharomycetaceae.